Messenger RNA from Penicillium waksmanii, 387 nucleotides. RefSeq lists its product as uncharacterized. The transcript is spliced from 2 exons. The record is from RefSeq and is a predicted model, not a curated record. The coding region runs from base 1 to 387 and encodes 128 amino acids. Lineage: Eukaryota; Fungi; Ascomycota; Eurotiomycetes; Eurotiales; Aspergillaceae.
AUGUCGAAGCAACGUGAUAUUGACAUUGCCCCGAUCAGUGUGGCUGGCGCAAUUUGGAGAAAUACUCUCCCGACCAAGCUUCAGCAGCAUCUACCGGAUGAGCUGAAAGGUCAAGCCAAUUCCAUAUUCAGCUCCAUACUCGUUGCUAAAAAGUAUGCCGUGGGCACUGAUGCUCGAAAUGCAAUCGAUCGCAGUUAUCGUGAGCCACAGAGACUAUUGGCGAUUGCGGGAUUGGUUUCCUUGUCGCCGAUGCUCAUUGUGAUGUUCCUCCUGAAGAACAUCAAACUGGAUGAAAGUGGAGGAGCAAACGCCUCUGGGACGAUCAAAAAUGACGAAGCGACAAUUUCCGAACGAGAUCAUCAAGACAAGGGUAGGGGUAACAAGUAG